AUGGGAAAUAUACAAAACACUCAACGCAAUAAAGAAGAACGUAUUCUUGAACAGCCUCAGCAAGGUGAAGCUAGUGAAUUCUACUGGGCUUGUCGUGACGGUGAUGUUGGACGUGUCACGCAACUUCUUAAUUCCAUCCCCUACGACAGUUUCAAUCGUCUUGAACUAAAUGGUAGUACACCACUACAUGCUGCUUCUUACUAUGGCCACUCGGAAGUUGUUCGUCUUCUCCUUCAUCAGCGUGGCUGCCGUCGUGAACAUCUCAAUCGACAUGGCCUCACAGCUUAUCAGGAAGCUCAAAAUGACGAAAUACGCCAGUUAUUUCAUCGCCCGGUAAUAAAAAUCGAUUUUCUGAUGGAAAUGAACAGAGCGCAGUCAGCAGAAAUUGAAAAGUAUCGAUUGUUAGUAGCUGAAUUGAGAAAUAUGUUGAAUCCACCAGCUUAUGUUACAAUUGUUCAAAGUGUCUUUGGUUCUGUUGGACCAAAAGAUAGUGAAGUUCUCAACAGAAUGAUUGAUGAACAUGUCACACAACAACAUCGUGAAUAUAAAAAGUGUAAGGUGGGUGACAAAAGUUCAUGA
This is a messenger RNA of Didymodactylos carnosus, 579 nucleotides long. The record is from the annotation of a GenBank genome assembly. NCBI's taxonomy places the organism in Eukaryota, Metazoa, Rotifera, Eurotatoria, Philodinida, Philodinidae.